Molecule: messenger RNA, 469 nt
Organism: Ictalurus furcatus (blue catfish)
Lineage: Eukaryota; Metazoa; Chordata; Actinopteri; Siluriformes; Ictaluridae
Exons: 3
Coding region: 40-369 (109 amino acids)
Source: RefSeq, a predicted model, not a curated record
UGUAUGUGCAGUAGCAGCAGCUGAGAAAGCUGUGGUGGCAUGAGUCGCCCUGAAGGAUGUUCUAUUGGAAAACCCAGAUCUGAUCCUUUUUGUGGACGGGUCAGCGUCACGAUCCAGAGACAGGUAAAAGCAGCAUUUCCAGCUCCAGCCACAGUUCCGCUGCAUGAUCUGAAGCCCAGAGAGUGGAUCGUGAUCAAGGACUUCUGCAGGACCAGGUGGAACAAGCCACGGUGGUUGGGGCCAUUCCAGAUCCUUUUCGUCACUCGCUCUGUGGUAAAGGUCAGCCAGAGAGCCAUGUGGAUGCACGCCAGCAACUGCAGGAGAGUGCCAGAGCCGAGCAAUGAGCUGGAGAAGACGGGACUGCAAUAGGAGGACUAGAAAGUUAUUUUCUAUCGAGAGGCCUCUAGGAAGACCGACAUUCACGAGUGACGAUCUGCACAUAUACACCCACACACAUGACACACUGCAC